Messenger RNA from Cuscuta campestris, 1500 nucleotides. The record is from the annotation of a GenBank genome assembly. Lineage: Eukaryota; Viridiplantae; Streptophyta; Magnoliopsida; Solanales; Convolvulaceae.
GGUUUCUAGAGGGGAUGGACUAUUUGUUCUUCCGCCGAACUGAAGACCCAAAAAAUCUGAACAGAAAAUCUCCGAUGCAGCUUCGUCUCGGUUUCUCCAACCAGCGGCUCAUUCCUAUUUCAUGCCAGAGAUAUAUAUGAGAGGCGUGAAGAAGAAGAAGUACUUGACAUUUCAGCAAACUCAACGACAACUCAUCACAGCUGCCAAUCGCCUUUCCAACUCCGUCCGGUUUCUGGUCUGAAAUAGAAUAUGGCGGAGUCAGCUGUAGGUUUAGAAAGAAAACAUUCAAAUAGUGGGAGCCACGUAAAAGAAGACAGUGAAUAUGUUAGGCUAGUUAUAAACAAUGAACCAGCAGUUAGCGAAACAACAUUUACGUUGCAGUCGCCCCUAGAAACCAGACAAAGAGCCCUGAAAUGGUGGGUGAAUGCAUUUAUGUGGUGCAUUAUAUGUAUAGUAGUUCUCUUGGUCUUCAUAAAGUGGGGAGUUCCUUUUCUAUUCGAGAAGGUACUAGUACCUAUCUUAGAAUGGGAAGCCACGUCAUUUGGCCGUCCAGCGCUAGCACUCAUCCUUGUUGCUUCAUUAGCACUAUUUCCAGUGCUUUUGAUCCCUUCGGCCCCUUCGAUGUGGCUAGCUGGAAUGAUCUUUGGAUAUGGUCUCGGUUUUGUUUUAAUCAUGAUUGGAACAACUGUUGGAAUGCUCCUUCCUUACUUGAUUGGUCUGAUCUUCCGAGACCGGAUCCACCAAUGGCUAAAAAAAUGGCCACAACAAGCUGAUAUUAUUAGAUUGGCUGGAGAGGGGAGUUCGUUUCACCAAUUUCAAGUGGUUGCGUUGUUUCGGAUUUCCCCAUUUCCAUACACCAUCUUUAAUUAUGCUGUCGUAGUUACAAGCAUGAGAUUUUGGCCAUAUUUGUGGGGUUCAAUCGCAGGAAUGAUUCCUGAAGCCUUCCUCUAUAUAUACAGUGGGCGCCUUAUCAGAACAUUCGCCGAUGUCCAAUACGGGAAUCAUCACCUAACUCUUGUGGAGAUCAUAGCGAACAUUAUUUCCUUCAUCGUUGCAAUCAUCACUACUUCUGCUUUCACUGUGUACGCAAAGAGAAAACUAAACGAACAGGCCAGAACUGGUGGGUCCCAAGGCUGCUCUACCACUGGCCCUGGUAAAUUUGAGAUGGAAAGACUCCCCCCUGAAAAACCUAAGCAAAGGAACAUCUCAUCCCUGUUGUAGUAGUAGUAGAAGAAGAAUUGGAACAAACACCACUGUAUAUAGUUUUGAGGUUGUUGUAAGAUUGUUCUUCCAAUUAAAGUCAGUUGUGUGUUAACUUGAACAAUGAUAACUGACUUGUGGAAACUGAUUUAGGUUGGAUAUGUGGAACAUGCUCUGUCCUCUCAUGAUUUUUUUUGGGAUGUCCCAAAAAUAACCUGAGAAAUGAUUGUAUGAUUCGUAUGGUACUAAUUCUUGCAGCAUAAGGCUUUUGAUAUCAAAAAAAAAAAUAUGUGAAUUUAG